AUGGUUUGGGUGGAAAACGUCACGCCAGAAGUUGCUGCCGGGUCGCAGUUCCCGGCCAUCAUCUCCAUAUGCGUCGUCCUGUCUCUCCUGUCCAUUGGCACCGUCAGCUGUCGGCUCUGGAUCCGCGCCAAGGCUCGCGGCCUGGCGGGUGAUGACUACAUGGCCGCCUUGUCCAUGAUCUUUGCCCUCGCCUACUCCGUGCUCUGCAUAGCUCAGACCAAAUAUGGCUUGGGACUGCCAGUCAAGGAGAGACCAAAGGCCAGCCUCAUCGCCUACACGCGCGUCAACUUUGCCGGACGCCCCAUCUACCAGCUCGGGAUCUCCUUCUUCAAGAUCGCCCUCCUCAUCAGCUACUUGCGCCUCCUCAAGGGCACCGACCAGAAGACGUAUCGCAGGGUCGUGUGGGCCACCAUUGCCAUCGUCUUCCUCGCCCAUCUCGGCUGCACCCUGUCUCUCAUCUUCGCCUGCACGCCGGUGGACAAGUCUUGGAACCCGCUCCUCAAGGGCUCGUGCCUGCCCGCCGGGUCUUCCUUUACCGGCUACGCCAUUGUGACGAUUGUUUCCGACAUUGUCGUCGCUCUGCUCCCCAUUCCUGUGCUGCUCAAGCUCAAUGUCCGCCUCGAGAAGAAGCUCGGUUUGAUCGGCAUCUUCAUGUUGGGCAUGUUCACCACCGUCUGCUCCAUUCUGCGCUACGUGCAGAUCAACCGCAUUCAAUUUGGCGAUGGCAACUCGACCAUGCUGGUGCUCUGGGGUACCAUUGAGUUUAACGUCGGUAACAUGGUCUCAUCGCUGCCCUUCCUGGCACCAGUCUGCAUGAAGAAGGCGCGUGACUACCGCUCCAAAUACUCUGGAAGCAACGGCGGCUCCUCUCAGGGCAACAGCCGGAGUCGCGGCCGAAGGAAUGUCGAGCACUACAAGCUCAGCGACGUCAGCAACGACAAGAGCGCCUUCAGGCCGUCGACCAAGUCCAGGUCGCCCAGCGAGGAGCGCAUUCUGCAAAACAGCAACAACUCCAUUGUCAAAUCCGUCACAUACACGGUCCAGGUAGACGAAGACGCUUCCGACGGCAGCACGCAUCGCCGUCGCCAGGACCAGGGCUCGAAUGUCUGA
Hirsutella rhossiliensis is the source of this 1110-nucleotide messenger RNA. RefSeq lists its product as uncharacterized. The coding region runs from base 1 to 1110 and encodes 369 amino acids. NCBI's taxonomy places the organism in Eukaryota, Fungi, Ascomycota, Sordariomycetes, Hypocreales, Ophiocordycipitaceae. The transcript is spliced from 3 exons. The record is from RefSeq and is a predicted model, not a curated record.